AUGUCUAUCCCUCAACUAUCCCAGAUAUUCCUAACAUGUCUCUCCCUAACAAUUAUUAUUCUAGCUCUGCCUAUUAUUUUAUCCAUUAUGUUUAAACCUUUAAACAACUGACCACAUUAUGUUAAAAAUGCUGUAAAACUAUCAUUUUUAGUAAGCUUAAUCCCAUCACUAAUAUGCUUAAAUUUAAAUCUUCAAUCUUUUACAAUUUAUUACCGAUGACUCCUCAUUCCACCUACAGAAAUUAACAUUAGCUUUCAAUUCGACCAAUAUUCUAUGAUCUUUAUAACAAUUGCACUUUACGUAACCUGGUCAAUUCUAGAAUUCGCCAUUUAUUAUAUACAAACGGACAUUUUAAUUAACCGAUUUUUCAAAUACCUACUGACAUUCUUAAUUGCUAUAUUAAUCCUGGUAACAGCUAAUAAUAUAUUUCAGCUUUUCAUCGGAUGAGAGGGCGUCGGAAUCAUAUCUUUCCUUUUAAUCGGAUGAUGGCACGGCCGCGCCGACGCUAACAUAGCUGCACUUCAAGCAGUCAUCUAUAACCGCGUAGGAGACAUCGGGCUCAUGUUAUCCAUAUCUUGACUUCUAAUCAAUACUAACUCAUGGGACAUCCAGCAACUUUUUAUUCUUACAAAAAAUAUAGACAUAACCCUUCCCGCAGCAGGGCUACUACUAGCAGCAACAGGUAAAUCUGCCCAAUUUGGCCUACACCCUUGAUUACCAGCAGCCAUAGAAGGCCCUACCCCAGUAUCCGCCUUGCUCCACUCUAGCACAAUAGUCGUUGCAGGAAUUUUUCUCUUAAUUCGCCUCCACCCGCUUAUCGAAAAUAAUAAUAAUAUUCUUACUGCUGCACUCUGCCUUGGUGCAAUCACAACCUUAUUUACUGCUACAUGCGCCCUCACACAAAAUGAUAUUAAAAAAAUUGUUGCAUUUUCUACAUCCAGCCAGCUUGGCCUUAUAAUAGUUGCCAUUGGUCUUAAUCAACCACAACUGGCGUUUCUUCACAUCUGCACGCAUGCAUUCUUUAAAGCAAUACUCUUUUUAUGCUCUGGAUCAAUUAUUCACUCUCUUAAUGAUGAGCAAGACAUCCGUAAAAUAGGAGGAAUCCAUAAAACACUCCCCUUAACAUCUUCAUGCCUUACUAUUGGUAGCCUCGCAUUAAUAGGAACCCCCUUCCUCGCCGGCUUCUUUUCAAAAGAUGCAAUUAUUGAAGCCCUGAAUACCUCUAACUUGAACGCCUGAGCCCUUAUACUAACAUUAAUUGCUACCUCUUUCACCGCCGUAUACAGCCUUCGUAUUAUUUAUUUUGUAUUAAUAAAUAAUCCACGAACUCUCCCACUUUCCCCUAUCAAUGAAAAUAACCCCUUAAUCGCUAACCCUAUUAAACGCCUAGCAUGAGGAAGUAUCGUUGCCGGACUUAUUCUAUGUCAAUAUAUCCUCCCCAACAAAACCCAAAUACUUACAAUACCGCCUACGCUCAAACUUACUGGCCUUAUCGUAUCAUUAUUAGGCUUAAUUACAGCAUUAGAACUAGCCUCAAUAACUAAUAAACAAAUCAAAAUUAGCGCUACAAAACUCACUCACAACUUCUCCAACAUAUUAGGCUUCUACCCACAUAUUACCCACCGUCUAAUAUCAAAACUACCAUUAACACUUGGACAAGUUUUCGCCACACAAACAUCAGACCAAUUAUGAAUAGAAAAACUCGGACCAAAAGGCAUUGCCCACGCACAACUCCUCACCACCCAAAAAAUUACACACGCACAUAAAGGCCUAAUCAAAACAUAUUUAUCAAUUACAGUCUUAUCCCUUUUUGUUAUUAUACUACUAAUUAUAUUUAUCUAA
Molecule: messenger RNA, 1842 nt
Organism: Polypterus senegalus (gray bichir)
Lineage: Eukaryota; Metazoa; Chordata; Cladistia; Polypteriformes; Polypteridae
Source: the annotation of a RefSeq genome assembly